This is a messenger RNA of Ceutorhynchus assimilis (cabbage seed weevil), 2536 nucleotides long. Lineage: Eukaryota; Metazoa; Arthropoda; Insecta; Coleoptera; Curculionidae. The record is from the annotation of a GenBank genome assembly.
UUGUCAUGGAGCAUAAUUCAGUUGUUCCUAGUAAAAUUUGAAUAUGUCUUCUAAAAAGUUGCCUCAAAACUCAAAAACUACCCAAUCUACUGAUCUUACAUGAGACACCUAAUUUAGAUUCCUUCCGGUGAUAGAUAUUUAUAUUGAAAUUUUAAUUUUAUCCGAGAAAAUCUGAUAAUUACUCAGCGGGCAAGUGAAAGCGAAUUUUCGGAAAUGGCAUCUGUUUCUAAUUUAAUUAGGAAAAUUUUCGAUAGCUACGAUGUUGUGGCAGUUGAAGAAGAACAGAAUCGUGACUCGAUGGAAAUUCAAAAAUCCAUAUUGGACCCAGACCAGAUAAAAUCGAAAGCUAUUGAUGAUUUCAAAAAUCUUAAUUGCAUUGAGUUGUAUUUUGAAGAAAACGAUUCGGAAGAAGUCAUUGCAUUGGAGAACAUUGGAAACGAGCCAUCAGUUAUUUCUUUUAAUAGACUCAAUAUACCUAUUCUCUAUAAAUGCCCGAAUUGCGAAACUCAUUUUCCAAGUGAAUAUCAAUGUCAAAAGCAUUAUUGCAAUGUUAAGUCCAAAUUUUCCCAAGCAAGCUUCUAUGACAUGGACCAAAAUAUUGAAGAUAUUUUAGAGACUUUGCAUCUUCCCAAAAAUAUUGAUGAUCAAAAUCAGGAUACUGCUUACCAGUCUAUUAAAAAUAAACUUGAUAAGGACGCCUCUCAAAAAACGUUUCUGAACAUCUAUUGCAACAAGAAGCCUAAAUAUCAAAAAAUAGCCCCUAAGAAGAGGAAUUGUUCAAUUGCUUGUGCAGAAGAGUCCAAAUGCGAAAAAGGCAUUUACGUAUUUGAUAGUUUGGGGGCCCAUCAGAACAAAUACAUUUUUACUUGCAGCACUUGCCCAGAGAUAUUUCAAAGCGCCAAAGCGCUUUCAACCCAUACAGAGCUUCAUAAGAGUUUGAAGCCUUAUGAGUGCGAUAUUUGCAAACGCAGUUUCUGGAAAAACUGCCAUUUAUGGCAACACAUGAAAUUUCACCUGGGAAUCAAGCCGUUCGCAUGUCCUCACGAGGGUUGCGAAGCCCGUUACACCAUCAGACCUGAUCUUAAGGAUCACAUUUGUAAAGUCCACACUAGGGAGAGGCGUUUUAGGUGUAACGUAUGCAAUAAACAUUUUUUGACUGGUUCUGUUUAUUAUCAACAUCGAAUGAUUCACACUAAUGAUAGACGACAUGCAUGUGAUGUGUGCGAUAGAAAAUUCCUCAGAUCUAGCGCUCUAAGACAACACUACCGUAUCCAUACCAAUGAAAAACCAUAUAAAUGCGCAUACAAUAAUUGCGGCAAAAGUUUUAGGCAGAAAGGUGACAGAAACGCGCAUUUGCGUACGCAGCAUCUAAAUGUUCAUAAUGACCAUAACAGAUCUCCGAGAAUGUUACUACCAAAGAAUAUAUGAUGGAAAGCUACAUCAAAUUCGGAAAAGUAGUACUUAUUAGAAAAUUUAUGAAAUAUGUAUUUUUUUUUUAUGAUUUUGAAUUUAAACAGUUGUUUCAGUGUAAAAAUUAAGGAAUCGGUUCUCAACCUGUGGGGACGGCUUAUUACUAGGUAUUGUAAGAAAAUAUGUGACUAUUUAUGCUAUUUAUUAUUUAAGUAAGUAUCACUAAUUUGAUAAACAUUUAAUUGGGACUUCAAAAACGUUAUAAAGGCAGACGGGUUCGCAUACUGAAAAUUGGUAUGUAUAUUUCGUUUGACAAAUGCAGAUUUAAUAAGGACUAAGGAUCAAAGAGCAAUUUUUCAUUAACUGCAAUAUUUUAAAUUUCAAAUUGUUUAAUUUUUAGUUUUAAUUUAUAUUAUUAUGUUCAUAUGUACCAUUGCGAUCAAAUAAAAGUUGUACAAAAAGUAUUAGCUCCCAAUGUAACAUACAAAAAUUUGACAGUGAAUAACCAAAAUAAUCACGAAAUAAGUUGGGCUCAGGCAAUGACAUAUUCUAGGCUAAAAACGGAUGAAAAAUGCCAAAAUAAUAUUCUUUUUUGUUAUAAAUUAAAUUAUUAUAUAAUAGACCAGAAGAUUUUGGGUAUUUUUAUUGUUCUACUUUUUUUUAAUCGCAAUGGAAGAUAUUAUUUUUCAGAUUUGAAUGUGCAAACUUGCAAAAAAACCACACUUGAAUCACAUUACAUUCUGAUAAGUAGAUAAAGUAUGAAGGAUUAGCAUUAAUUGUAGAUAUUUAAUAAGUAGGUGUGAAGCAUAUGCAAAAAAAAAUUAUGUAUACUUCAUGCAGUUUAUGUGUUAUAGCAAAAAUUGUGCAACUGUUAGCACAGUUUUAGAGUACGUUCCAUGUUGUUAUGUUUUCAUAGUUUAAACUUCUUGUUUUAAUUAUUAAGUUUUAAGAGUUUGUUAUCCAAGUUAUCAGUUUUAUAGACAUUUGAUGAGUAUAUUGAAGGUAUGAAACUAAAAAAAUUGUUCAAAUUAAACGGAAAUAAUUGGCAACGAAUUUGCUUCUUUGAGAAAAUUUUCCCUCUUUACAUCCAGUGAAUGUUGAUAUAAAUAUAAAGUUUAAAAGUUUU